AUGGCGGUGUUGUUGCUUUUACUUCUUCUGGGGCUGGCAGUGCCCCUUGGAAUGAGCACAAAUGAGUACAACAUCAAACACACAGGAGAGUUAGUGCUAACAAAUCAGCUGAACAGUUUAGUGAAUGCAAGAGUGGUGCCAAACGAAAAGACAUUUAGCUUAGAAAUAAAUAAAGUGAUAAACUUCCCAGUCCAUUGUAUCCCUCACAGUGCAGUGGAUUACAACACAGGAAGGAAGAAGAAGCCCAUUUAUUUUGUUAAGCAUGAAUUCAAGAAUUCUUUACAUCUAUAUAAAAAUAAUGUGAAUCUAAUGGCGUUAAAUUUUCCUGACAAAUUUUACAUAGUUGGAAUAGCUGCAAAUAAUGGGUUCAUUCUAAUGAUCACAGAUGUGGAUAUAUACAAAAUAGAUUUGAAGAAGAAAAAAAUAUCCCUGUUGAAUGUGGUUUCACAAAAACAUGCUCACAUAAUGAAUAACAAAGAAAUGUUUUUCACAGGUGUCAUUGCAGAUUCACAAGAGAAUCAAUUCUUUGUCGUUUCUGCAAUUAAACACAAUUAUUUUAUUCUGCAUGUGAAAUAUAAUGAGCAAAAUGAUCAUAUAGAACUGAUUAACGUUAUUGAAACUGUUAAUGGAAAACAGUUAAGAGUGCUCAACGCAUUAGCAGUAAUGGAUAAUAAUUUGUUCAUAACCGAGAACGCAGAAAGUGUAUUCAGAUUAACAUUAAACAGGACCAAUAACUCUGUGCAAGCUAAAAAGUUACACACUUUUACGAAUGGAGACAAGAUAAUCGGCCUCAGUGUCAAUGAGUUGCCUGAUCAGGAAGAUGCAAAUAGUAAGAAGGCCUACCUUAUUGUGAAUGUAAAACACGUAACAAAUGAUAAGCCCUCAUCAGAAGGGAAGCUUUACCUUAUGAGCAUAAAGAAAGAUGACUCAGUUGACAUGUACACUGUGUUGGACCUGUACAGUAAAGAUAUAAACUCUUUAUACUUCUCCAUCUACGAUGUACAUCUGGUAAGUGAAGAGGAAGAAUAUGAAAGAGGAACAAUCACAAAGGAACUGAACAAUAAUAAAGCGAAAUUUUUAAAUUUGGAUUCUGCCACCACGAAUAAUCUUACCAUGGACAGUGAAACAGAAAAGGAAGAAAAAAUACGAAAAGAAGAGGACGCAAAAUAUAAGCUAACGAUUUUGUGGACUAACAAUUACAACUGUACUGUUAAUAAAGGAAUUAUUGAUUUGAGAAAUGUAAAAACGGGUUCAGGAAAGGAGGCAAAAAUUCCUUUUGUAAAUGUCACAAAUCAGUAUGCAUUAGCUCCCCAUGUUACUUCUGCAAGUAGCUGCUCAGGAAAGGAAAAAUUAUUCAAAGACAUGUGUUAUUAUGAUGCAGUAAAUAAUUACGUUAGUGUCUUGAACAAAUCUGAAGAAUACAAUGAUCAUUAUAAUGGAAAUUUCCUAUUCGAUGGACUAAAAGAUUUUAUUGCAUUUGAUUAUAAAAACCAUAUGGAUGUUCACGUAUUGACUUACCCCAUGAACAACACUGUGUAUGUCCAUGUGGACAAAAAAAACUUUACCAUCAGCCUUCCUAAACCUUUUGGUUUAUGCAUGGACACAUACAACAGUACAGAAGAUAGCGUCAUCGUAUACAUUACUGGAAAUGAUGAUGCACAAAAUUAUGUGAACAGAUGUGUCAUUAAGAAGGCGGAUGGAUCCUAUGAAUGCUACAACGUGUUCAGGAAAAAGAACGAAUCAAAUGAGUACUUCCAACAUGUCUCAUUUAUAACGUUCGAAGAAAGCAGUGGUAACAGACUUAACUAUAUCUACGUCACGAACAAUAAGACACAUAUAUAUAGACUCACUAAGCAAAAUGAAAAAUGGCUAUUUGAGGAAUGGCUCAACUUGGAUGACCCCAACCAAAGGAUUGGUCCCAUAGCAACCUCUGUGAACUACUUUUUUGUUAAAAAAAACGUCCUCGAUAAUUUCUUGCGCAAAUAUCCUCAAUCGAAACUGCUAGCCAAAUUUCAGCAGCCCAAGGAAGAAGACAUGCACAUCACGGAAGAUGGCUACAUUUUCCUCACCGCGUCCCACACCGUCAUCUUCGUGUCUAAUAAUGAUUCGUACGGCCAGGACAGUGGCUCCAGUGUCCACUUUUACACGUCCAUACUGAAGGAGAAGUACUACCAGUCCUUCGCCGUCGACAGCUUAGUCUUCAACAUAGACAACAGCUCCACGUUCAAUUACUACCUGGAUCAGUGA
Messenger RNA from Plasmodium fragile, 2247 nucleotides. RefSeq lists its product as uncharacterized. Bases 1 to 2247 code for a protein of 748 amino acids. Lineage: Eukaryota; Apicomplexa; Aconoidasida; Haemosporida; Plasmodiidae. The record is from RefSeq and is a predicted model, not a curated record. The transcript has a single exon.